CAUCGUUGCGCGUCAAAACAUUGCGUCUCGUCUGUGCACGAUUCUGCAGCUCCCCCCGGAGACCAGAAGACGCUUUUCAAUUGUUUGUUUUUCGCCCGUGGAAAGGAAAACAAGCCCACCGACGCUCGAAAUUGGCACCGCCACGAAGAAAACGAGGAGCUGCGACAUUUUCCAGGCUUCACGGAGGUCCCCCCCCCCCCGCGCGCGCCCCCCCGUUUUUUCUCCCCCUCAAAGGUGUUUGCCUCCCGACCCACCGCCCACCACGGCCCUCACCUGCGUGUUGCGGUGCUUCCCUUGUGAGCCCACCUGGGCCGGCAGCCCCUUCUUGCACCGCCCGCCGACCCCGCCCAUGGUCAGAAUGACGCGCUCCAAGACCUUCCAGGCCUACCUGCCGAGCUGCCACCGGACGUACAGCUGCAUCCACUGCCGGGCCCACCUAGCGAACCACGACGAGCUCAUCUCCAAGUCGUUCCAGGGCAGCCAGGGCAGAGCCUACCUGUUCAACUCCGUGGUGAACGUGGGGUGCGGCCCCGCCGAGGAGCGAGUCCUGCUCACCGGCCUGCACGCCGUCGCCGACAUCUACUGCGAGAACUGCAAGACCACCCUGGGCUGGAAAUACGAACAUGCCUUCGAGAGCAGUCAGAAGUAUAAAGAGGGCAAGUUCAUCAUCGAGCUGGCCCACAUGAUAAAGGACAACGGCUGGGACUGAGCCCACCGGGACGCGACCACAGCGGAAGGGGGUGGGGGGAUUCUGGGGGGGGGGGGGUCGUAGCGGGUGAGUGUGUGACUUUGGUUUGGCUGAUUUACCAUUAACCUCUGUAAGUCCCUGCCCAUCCCUCGCCUACAACGAAAGCCUCUUGCACGCGCACGCCGACGCUCACAACGUGACACACGCGUCGGGCUCGCCCGCAUCCGAGCUGCCAGUCGCGGCAGAUGAGACGCGAGGUCUCCUCCCACCCCCCCCCCCACCGAAACCCGAUCCCGUAUCCGGACAAUGUUCGCGCGGCACUCGGGGCGUGCGCUCGUGUUAAAAACCAGCUCAGAGGAAAACGCUUCCAGCGGUCUGCCUCGCUUGUCUAUUCUGUCCCCCCCCCCCCCCCCCAGGCCACAGCCAUCCCACCCCACCCCCAACACUGCUGUAGAUAGCGAUGACCUAUGAUGAUUAUAGCAAAUCGACAUGAUUGGGGCGGUGCCAGCUGGGCCAGUGAUGAGGCUUGGCACGGAGGUCCGAGCGGGGAUUGACGCUCGACGUGAAGAGGGAGGGCGAGGGAAACGUGGUGUUCCGCUAAUGCGGCGGCGGCGGCUUCUGGCCGGGACCUGCUCGGGCUCAGGGGGGGGGCGCUUUGAAAGAGAUCGAGCCCAAUUGUCGUCAGCUCCUCUUUUAAACUUUGCUGUUUUGGGUUCGGAAAGGCCUCUCGAGCGGGGUCCCCGAACUUAUCCCGUCGGGCUGAAAGACGAGAAUGCGCUCCAAAACGGUGACCGCCGCCGACGACUACUUUAGAUUUUUGAAAAAUGGCCAAAGUAUGACUCGUUUCUUGGGUUUCUAGCGUUCAGGAUCCAUCCCACGCCCGCGUCGGAGUGGACCGCGUAAGCUAACGAUUCACAUAGCUGCGUGCCGUGCGCGUUUUCACGUUCUAGCAAAUGACACGGCUUUGAAUUCCCAGGACAACUACAAUGCGACGGUGUAGUAUCCAAGUCCAAUUUUAAUACCAUGCUCCCUUUUUUUGGCCCGAGCGGGGAUUGACGCUCGACGUGAAGAGGGAGGGCGAGGGAAACGUGGUGUUCCGCUAAUGCGGCGGCGGCGGCUUCUGGCCGGGACCUGCUCGGGCUCAGGGGGGGGGGCGCUUUGAAAGAGAUCGAGCCCAAUUGUCGUCAGCUCCUCUUUUAAACUUUGCUGUUUUGGGUUCGGAAAGGCCUCUCGAGCGGGGUCCCCGAACUUAUCCCGUCGGGCUGAAAGACGAGAAUGCGCUCCGAAACGGUGACCGCCGCCGACGACUACUUUAGAUUUUUGAGAAAUGGCCAAAGUAUGACUCGUUUCUUGGGUUUCUAGCGUUCAGGAUCCAUCCCACGCCCGCGUCGGAGUGGACCGCGUAAGCUAACGAUUCACAUAGCUGCGUGCCGUGCGCGUUUUCACGUUCUAGCAAAUGACGCGGCUUUGAAUUCCCAGGACAACUACAAUGCGACGGUGUAGUAUCCAAGUCCAAUUUUAAUACCAUGCUCCCUUUUUUUGGCCCGAGCGGGGAUUGACGCUCGACGUGAAGAGGGAGGGCGAAGGAAACGUGGUGUUCCGCUAAUGCGGCGGCGGCGGCUUCUGGCCGGGACCUGCUCGGGCUCAGGGGGGGGGGCGCUUUGAAAGAGAUCGAGCCCAAUUGUCGUCAGCUCCUCUUUUAAACUUUGCUGUUUUGGGUUCGGAAAGGCCUCUCGAGCGGGGUCCCCGAACUUAUCCCGUCGGGCUGAAAGACGAGAAUGCGCUCCGAAACGGUGACCGCCGCCGACGACUACUUUAGACUUUUGAGAAAUGGCCAAAGUAUGACUCGUUUCUUGGGUUUCUAGCGUUCAGGAUCCAUCCCACGCCCGCGUCGGAGUGGACCGCGUAAGCUAACGAUUCACAUAGCUGCGUGCCGUGCGCGUUUUCACGUUCUAGCAAAUGACGCGGCUUUGAAUUCCCAGGACAACUACAAUGCGACGGCGUGAUAUCCUAGUCCAGUUUUAAUACCGUGCUCCCUUUUUUUGUCCCGUUCUGGGUGACAUUUACACGUGUUCUACCGAAUUAAAGUUCUCUCACCCUGAACCGGUCCGAACGUUCCAUAGCGACCCACGCCUAGCUUGUUGUUGUUUGUUUUCCUUUUCUACUUCUGUCCUUCCCCAUUAUUCAAUACUCCAAGCCCGCAGGAGGAGGCUCCUCUGGACCCCCACCCGCCCCCGCCCCACUCCGGUGGGAAUGCGUUUUUUCGAACGAGAGAAUCCAUUAGACUUUUCCAGCUCGCGGACCGCACCGCAAAUAUACAGUAUGCAUGAGCUAAAGUGCCGGCUGGCUUCGGGUCUCGCGCUCCCCCCCGCCCUCCCCCGCCCCAAGCUCGGAGGGGUUUUUCCGUCAACGGCACAACUUCUGAUCCAGAACGCCGCCGAUGUAAAUACGACCCGGACGUAGGGCGGCGGAAUGUCUCACCUUCCCGAGCUUCUGUCGGAACUCGUUCCGACCUGUCCAGUUAGCAGCGCUAUUAAAAAAAAAAAAAAAAAAAAAAAAAACAAAUCAUAUUCAAAACCAUCUCAACCAAAGAAAGCGCCCGUCGACGUGAACCCGUCGCGAUUCCAUUUUGCCCGGGCGAACUUGCGCAAAACGAGGGUGCGUUUAGCUGAAAGCCAAGGCUGUGGAUAAUACGCGGAUGUCAUCUAUAUUUGGCAUCUUUUUUUUUAUUUUGUAAAACGACAGAUCUUAAUAUAUGAAUAUAUUGCAUUUACCGAGGAAUCGCGUAGGCGUUGGCCUCCCGCGUUAACUGAAUGUAAAUAAUGUUGUUGUCCCCCCCCCCCCCCACCGGUUUUGAUUUUCAAACCCCCGCGAUGAUGAAUGAAUUUGAUUUGGGUCAAGUCAGGCUUUCUCGCAGAAUUUUUUUUUUUUUUUUUUAUCUGAAAUGUUUCAAUUUUAACGUCUUUUGUAAAGAGGAAUGCUGACGUUGACUUCACGUUAUUGGAUCAUCAUCUAAUAAAAUGCACCUUGAGA
Messenger RNA from Syngnathoides biaculeatus (alligator pipefish), 3721 nucleotides. It is a transcript of the gene ypel2b, whose product is annotated as yippee-like 2b. The coding region runs from base 350 to 709 and encodes 119 amino acids. The record is from RefSeq and is a predicted model, not a curated record. The transcript has 5 exons. NCBI's taxonomy places the organism in Eukaryota, Metazoa, Chordata, Actinopteri, Syngnathiformes, Syngnathidae.